This is a messenger RNA of Nerophis lumbriciformis (worm pipefish), 1065 nucleotides long. The record is from RefSeq and is a predicted model, not a curated record. Lineage: Eukaryota; Metazoa; Chordata; Actinopteri; Syngnathiformes; Syngnathidae.
AUGUCAGAAGGGAAGAGGAAUGACGACCAUGGGAGCAUCGAGAGCAGUGUCAAGUCAGUGCUGCCGAGGAAUCCAGACGAACGGGAAGGAACGGCCAGGCUCGUUGCUCCCCCGGAGGAAAACGUGGAAGUCAUUAAAGUCGCCGUAUUACAGGUUUACCUAGAGAACAGACCCGAGACGGCGGACAGCGUCAGGAUGUUGACAGACGAGGUGUCACAGAUACAAGAGGUGAGGUAUUGUCUGAAAACUUUGAGGGAGCAGAUGGCAGCAAGACAAAAUAAUAACAUCAAGAAGUAUCCCGCCAAUGGCUACACAGUCAGCAACAUAACACCCAUCACUAACGGCAACAACAAUUGCAACUACGCUGACCAAAACGAGGGCGUCGAUAAUCACGUACAGAACUUGAGAGAGGAAACCAAGCGUCUCUACGCCCAGAUAAAGGCCAUGGAGAGUCGGCACCGGGAAGAGAGAGAGCAGCUGCAGAUGGAGUCUGAGGAGCAGCAGGCGCGUCUGGCAGCGCAGUCAGAGCGUCUCCAGCAAGCGGAGAUGGAGUCCGCAGAGCGAGGCCGGCGUGUAGAGGAGUUGCAAAGGUUGCUGGGAAACAUGGAGGCCGAGAGCGGGCUCCUGCAGGACAAAAUGGCCGCCGGACAGGCAGAGCUACUGCAGCUUCGGGCCGACAACGGGGAAGGGAAGGAGAAAGAAGACAGGUGUAGCCAGUUGGAGACUGAAGUUGCUCUACUGAAGGAGAAGAUCCACCACCUGGACGACAUGCUCAAGAGUCAGCAGAGGAAAGUGCGCCACAUGAUUGAGCAGCUGCAGAAUUCCCGCACAGUCUUGCAGGAGCGAGAUCGAGUCAUCGGGGAUUUGGAGGAGAAAGUGGCCUUCCUGGAAGCUGAGAACCGAGAGUUGCACGACCACAUGGAGCACUUCCUGUCAGGCCAGGACCCACCCCCCCUAAAAAGUGCAGAGAACAAGCCGGUUGUCAUCUACAGCAAACCAUUGAUGCCAUCCACACACAGCAACAAGUCCCUCCCUUUCAUCAAAGUCAUCGAGAUCAAGUCAUAA